Messenger RNA from Girardinichthys multiradiatus, 5419 nucleotides. It is a transcript of the gene sec31a, whose product is annotated as SEC31 homolog A, COPII coat complex component. Gene Ontology annotation, biological process: COPII-coated vesicle cargo loading; endoplasmic reticulum organization; intracellular protein transport. Lineage: Eukaryota; Metazoa; Chordata; Actinopteri; Cyprinodontiformes; Goodeidae. The record is from RefSeq and is a predicted model, not a curated record. Gene Ontology annotation, molecular function: structural molecule activity; protein binding. The transcript has 28 exons. The coding region runs from base 220 to 4212 and encodes 1330 amino acids. Gene Ontology annotation, cellular component: COPII vesicle coat; endoplasmic reticulum exit site.
AGGAGGCUGUUGCUUAGUGCCACGUUGAUGGAGACCAGUGGGGACGUGGAAAUCUGCCCUGAGAGUCCGCAGCCGGGACCCGGUAGCCCGUUCCUCUGCGUACACACCCGUUAUUCCUCGGAGCAGAAUCGAAACGGGAACUUCUUCAGGCCGGAGGUUGUGUGCGCCUAUCUUUGUUUCACUGUGGCGUUCAUGUGAGGAGCAGUCAAGAAGAGAAGGAUGAAACUUAAAGAGAUCAACCGCACAGCCAUCCAGAGCUGGAGUCCUGCUCAGCACCACCCUAUCUACCUAGCAACAGGAACAUCAGCCCAACAACUGGACGCCUCCUUCAGCACCAAUGCCUCCUUAGAGUUCUUCGAGUUGGACUUGGGUGAUCCGUCUCUGGACAUGAAGUCAUGCGGCAUCCUCUCCUCCACUCACAGAUAUCAUCAACUGGUGUGGGGUCCCUUCGGCAUGGACUCCCAGGGCUACCCGUCUGGUGUCUUGAUCGCAGGCGGGGAGAACGGGAACGUCAUCCUGUAUGAUGCUGCAAAGAUCAUGGCUGGAGAGAGUGACGUCAUCAUAGCUGAGAGUGACAGACACACAGGGCCAGUGAGGGCCCUUGAUGUCAACCAUUUCCAAACAAACUUGGUUGCAUCUGGUGGGAAUGAAUCUGAAAUUUACAUCUGGGACAUGAAUAAUUUUGGAUCUCCCAUGACACCAGGACCUAAAGCACAGCCUCAGGAGGACAUCAACUGCGUGGCGUGGAACAAACAGGUCCAGCACAUCCUGGCCUCGGCUAGCCCAAGUGGCAGAACCUCCGUGUGGGACCUCCGAAAGAACGACCUCAUUAUCAAAGUUAGCGACCACAGCAACAGAAUGCGUUGCUCUGGACUGGCCUGGAACCCUGAGGUGGCCACUCAGCUGGUCCUGGCCUCAGAGGACGACCGGCUGCCGGUCAUCCAGAUGUGGGACUUGCGUUUUGCUACCUCUCCUCUCAAGAUUUUAGAGCAUCACACACGAGGUGUCCUGGCCAUCGCCUGGAGCUUGGCUGAUCCUGAGCUGCUGCUAAGCUGCGGGAAGGACAGCCGGAUUCUGUGCUGGAAUCCAAACACAGGAGAGGUGCUGUAUGAGAUGCCCACCAGCAGCCAGUGGUGCUUUGACAUCCAGUGGUGCCCCAGAAACCCUGCGGUGCUGUCAGCUGCAUGCUUCGAUGGACACAUCGACAUCUACUCCAUCAUGGGAGGCAGCAGCCAGGCGCAGAGCCAAAGGCACGCAGACCAAAUCAGCAACUCCUUUGGUAACAUGGAUCCUUUUGGGACGGGACAAACACUGCCUCCGCUGCAGCUGCCACAGACCACCACUACUCCAACUACAGUCAACCCCCUGAAGAAGCCCCCCAAGUGGAUCUGCAGACCAGUUGGAGCCUCCUUUGCUUUUGGAGGGAAGCUGGUGUCUAUGGAGAACACAAAGCCUCAGCAGCACACAUCCCAUGUUGUUCACAUCAGUCAGGUUGUUACAGAAACGGCCUUUUUGGAACGCUCCAGUCAGCUGCAGGCCACCCUGAGCUCUGGAAGCUUUGUGGGUUUCUGCCAGGAGAAGAUCAGUGCAGCUGGGAAUGAGUUUGAGAGAACAGUUUGGUCCUUCCUGAAGGUGAAUUUUGAAAGCGAUGUCCGCAGCAAAUACCUGGAACUCCUGGGUUACGACAAAGAGGAGGUCGCCCUAAAGAUUUCGGCAGCUUUAGAGGAGAAACCUCCUGACAUUCCUCAGGUGGACUCAUCUGCCUCAUUGCAGCCUUUAGCAGACCUCAGCCUGGCGCCACCUGCUGACAAUCCAGAGGCAGCAUUCGAUUUGAUCGCUGCCACGCUGCAGCUGGAUUCCACUCCUGAUCCAGACAGCGAGGAGCCAGCCGAGCCAGGUGUUUUUAACAGUGAACUGGACACAAACGUGGACCAGGAGGAGGAUGAGAUUGAUGAGAAGCAGGAAGAAGAGGGGGAGAUUCCUCUUAAUGAGGAGCUGAUAGCCCAAGUGGAGGUGGAGGAGAGCAGCCCUGUUAAGACACCAGCGGAGAUCCCACCUCCGGUCCCAACUCCUGCAGGAGGAGUCCAUCUCAGUGUCAGUCAAGAUGUGGAUGGGCUGAUCACUCAGGCUCUGCUCACUGGAGACUUUGAGGGCGCUGUGGAGCUCUGUCUCCAUGACAACCGAAUGGCAGACAGCAUCAUCCUGGCUAUCGCCGGAGGAGCCGACCUCUUAGUGAAAACCCAGAAGAAGUAUUUCAACAAAGCAAACAGCAAAAUCACUAAGCUGAUCAGUGCCGUGGUCAUGAAAGACUGGCACGACAUCCUGAAGACAUGUGAUCUGCAGAACUGGAGGGAGGCUCUGGCUGCCGUCAUGACCUACGCUCAGCCCGAGGACUUCUCUUCCCUCUGUGACCUUCUGGGCAGCAGGCUGGAGGCAGCAGAAGACCCCCAGCUUCAGUCUCAGGCCUGUCUGUGUUACAUCUGCGCGGGUAACGUGGAGAAGCUUGUGUCCUGCUGGAGCAGAGCUCAGGAUGGACAUUGCCCUAUUUCCCUGCAGGAUCUGGUGGAGAAGGUGGUGGUGCUGCGUAGGGCAGUGGAGCUGACCCAGCUCUCUGGUCCCGCUGCGAUCGGCAUCCUGCUGGCGGAAAAGAUGAGCCAGUACGCCAACCUGCUGGCCUCUCAGGGCAGUCUAUCCACGGCCAUCACAUACCUGCCCGAAAACACCAACCAGGUUGCCGUGCAGCAGCUUCGUGACCGUCUCUUCCAGGCCCUGGGACAGCAAACAGCUCCAGCACUGGCCCACAGAGCUGCGUCUCAGCUGCCCAACUGUCCGACUCAGCAUGGCUCAGCUCUUCCCCAGCCCCCGUUCUCCCAGGUCCAGGCUAUGGUCCCUCAACCUACUGCAGGAGCACCUGCGCCUGGAUCCACACCUGGCUCUACUCCAUCUCAGCCUCAGUAUUACCAGCCGGUGAGGGCAGCUUCCACUGUCACCUCCUGGAGUAACCAAACUCCCACAGCCCUCCCAAAUGUCCCUCCUCCUCAUCAUGUAGGCAGCGCCUCAGACCAGCAGGUGGGGCCUUUGAACCCCGUGUACGGCCUGCCAGCCUCCAGCACACCAGCGGCUCCUUCGGCCUCCUCCACUCCUGCAUACAUGUACUCCUGUCAGUACCAGCCCUACCCCCAGGUCAACCAGUACCCGCCUGGAGCUGGGGGGGCUCCUAUCUAUCAGCCUUUUCAGUACUCUUCUUCUGCUCCUCCCGCUGAGCCCUCCUCCCCUCCUCACCCUCCCGGCUUCCUCUCUCAGUACACUCAGCCCAUCCCAUCUCAGCCAGCGCCUUCUCCUCUCUACCCGGGACAGCCUCCUCUCAGCCAGGGUCUGUCCUCCUCUCCCCCCUCUCACCCUCCAUUCUUUCCCACCUCGUCUUCCUACUCCGCUCCUCCGUCCUCCGGAGCGUCUUUCCAGCAUGGCGGGCCAGGAUCUCAUGUGUCGUACAUGCCUCCUCCUCCUCUUCAUCCUCCACCCAGCGGAGCCUCAGGACCUCAGAAUGGCUGGAACGACCCGCCGGCUCUGACCAGAGCACCAAAGAAGAAGCAGGUGACAGAGAACUACACCCCACCCGCCCCAAUCACUGCUCCCAUCUUGACCCCGCUGGGUGCUGACCCUCAGACACAGCCCAUGUCCUCCGGAGCCCCCCAGGCUAUGGUGCAGGGUCUCCACAAUGCCCAGGUCCCAUACUCAGGCAUGCAUCAGACACAGCUCUCUGCUCAAACCACCAACCCUACAAUGGCCAACUCCAACAUGGAGGGUGCACCUGGAGCUCCAACAGGAGAUGCUAUUCAGCCUCUGCAUUCAAUCCCUGCUGAGAAAAUCAUGAAGAAGCCCAUCCCUGAUGAGCACUUGGUCCUGAAGACCACAUUCGAAGGGCUGAUCCAGAGGUGCUUGGCGGUAGCUACUGACCCUCAAACCAAGAGGAAGCUUGACGAUGCCAACAAACGUUUGGAAGCACUCUACGACAAACUCAGAGAGCAGACGCUCUCUCCCGCCAUCGUAGGAGGGCUUCAUAACAUAGCCAGGACCAUCGACUCUCGAUCCUACACGGAGGGCCUCAACAUCCACACCCACAUCGUCAGCAACAGCAACUUCAGCGAGACGUCCGCGUUCAUGCCUGUACUGAAGGUGGUGCUGACACAAGCCAACAAGCUUGGUGUUUGAGAUCCGAGUGGUCCGAGUUGGAGCUCAGACUCCAUUGGCUGCUUGUUUCACAGGGAGCUUCAUUUGACUCAUGACUCGCAAAUGACUUCUGAGACUUUUUAACAGUAAUGAUGAGCUUUUCUUUGUGCCAUUCAUGUUUUUAUGAUGCAACUCAAACAAGCCAUGCGGUCAGUCACGCUCAGUGGUGAAAGUAAAUAUUGAGUCAAAUAAAGGGCUAUUCAGAGAAACCACAUCAACCUUUACAUAGGCAGGCAAAUUCUGAAAAAUAGGUUUGAAUCAGAUGUGUCAUUAUGUUGAUAUCUGGGGAAGUUCAUUAAUAUGCAAAACUGUUUUUAAGGUAAAAUUAAAAAUAUAAAAAUGUCAGGAGUGAUGAUGAAGAAGCAUAAGGGAUGUUUAAGGGCAUCGAAUCAGUGUUAUAUCAAUUAAAGCUACUACUAUAAAUUAUGUAUUAAUGGCAGAUUUCUGCCGCACGCUUUAAACUCUCAAUUCAUGCAAUAAUGCAAGUUUUACAUUUAGAAAAUUUUAGGUUGUUCAUCGUUAUAUUCUCUAAUCUGUGCACUACAGCAUUGCUUUGAUACGAUCCAUGAAUUCAGUGAUUCUUCUCAUUUAGGUGCGGGUUGCAUCAGCAUGCAUACAGUUUGCAGACCAACGUGAUGUUAAACUGUUCAUUUAAACUAAAAAUACAAUAUAAACCGGGCAUUGUAUAAUCAGUGCCAGUUGCUAUUUACAUGCAUGUUUGUGUUGCAGCCUCACUUUCAGCUCACUUACUUUCACCACUGGUGUCACUGCAGUCAACACAUUGGAUCGACAUGUUGUCAGUGUGCAGCAGUGUAGUCCCUCGUGUUGAAAAUAUCAAUUUCUUUUUUAAAUUAAUUUCCUUUUAUGUUCUGUUUUACUUAUUUUUUAGUAGUGUAAUCACGAGGCUCAACAGUGUGCAAUGAACUUUACAGAAACAAGCUUUUAUUGUAUUUCAACGUAUGCAUGCUCACACACAUGCUCGACUGUCUUUAAAGAGUUAGAGGUAAUUCUGUGCUGAUUAGUCGGACCUCAGAGGGAAACUGGAAGGAGGCUUGUACUUGAUAUUCAUUCCAGCUAUGAUUGCUGCAACCAGAUUGGUCGACCUCGAUUUAUGUCGUAGAAAAAAACAAGUCGUUGUUUUUGACUGACUACAGACAAUAUUUUCAAUAAAUAAUAUUUAUUUACAAAA